AGUAUUCGAGUCACAUGUUAGAAUGUCAGCUGAUAUCCCGGAAGGAGCACAAAAUAAACAACGCUUCCGCUCUAUGCACAGACUUUUUCUCUUGUCUGUUAAUUUAACAGCAUUUUAGCCGAUAUUAUGGAGAGUGCACUGGAACAGCAUCUUGACGACACGAUGAAAAAUCCUGCCAUUGUUGGGGUUUUGUGCACAGACGCUCAAGGCCAUAAUCUAGGAUGCCGCGGCUCACUCUCUGAUGAGCAUGGAGGAGUUGUGUCUGUACUGGCCAAGCAAGCUGCUUCCUUAACCAAAGACCCCACUGACUGCCCUACUGUGUGCCUUGAGUCUGACAGUGGGAACAUUUUGGUGAGAACACAUGGAACAAUGACAGUAGCCGUGCAUAAAAUGGCAUCAUGAAUUAUCUGUUAAACUGUUCGCUCUAAUUGUCUCUGAAUAUGUGCAGUGUUUUUAAACUUCAUUACUUUGUAUUUGAAUAGCUUUAACAGUCCUUUAUCAUCAACAGAGAAGCCUUGAUUGGCUGAGAUUAUGUCUCCUGUUUAACAGAUGUAUUUAAUGCUUUUUUUGUCAAACAAUAUUGUUCCCCAAUUAAUAAAUUGUGUUAUUUAUGGAAACUGAUUGUGACUGAAUCUAAUUUACACAAUUAUGAAGGGCGAUGCAGUACCACAUAGUGUCCAGUGUAAGACAUUUAGCAUGAAGCAGAAUAGCCUAAUGUUAAUCAAACCUGAACACAGUGACUUUACAGACAUCAAGUACUACACAGAGAUCAGUUUACUGGAUCAUUUAGACAUGAGCCAUAUGAAAGUCAUGGGUUUGAUUCCCAGGGAAUGCAUGCAAAUGUAUACUUUGCAUAAAAGUGUCUGCCAAUUGCAUAACUGUAAAUAGUCAAAGUCUAAAAUGCCUUCCACCUUUUAAGGGUUUAAGCAGCUCUCAUUGUCAUUUCCACCAUCAUGGAUUAUCCAAGAAAUCUGAGUACAUACAACCCUCAUAAUUUGCCCCCAUAGCAAGUGUAGUGCUUUGACCUUCAAAUAGGUGAAGCCCAGGAAAGUCUUUUAAGCGAUCUCUGAAAUGUUCUCAACACUCGGUUUCUGGGUUUUGGUCACGUGGCCAUGAAAUUGACAUGGGGGUGCCUCAGCGCACUGCAUCCAAGCUGUGCCGGUCCAAGGGGUCAAAUGUGAGACACCGAGAGACUCAGAGACAGGGGGCAACAUUUCAGAAAUGAAGGGAUAUCAGCCACAAGGAUUCCAGCCAUGGUCAGGGAUGGCUUUGAUAAGAUACACUAUAUUGCCAAAAGUAUUCGCUCACCCAUCCAAAUAAUUGAAUUCAGGUGUUCCAAUCACUUCCAUGGCCACAGGUGUAUAAAAUGAAGCACCUAGGCAUGCAGACUGCUUCUACAAACAUUUGUGAAAGAAUGGGCCGCUCUCAGGAGCUCAGUGAAUUCCAGCGUGGUACUGUGAUAGGAUGCCACCUGUGCAACAAGUCCAGUCGUGAAAUUUCCUCGCUACUAAAUAUUCCACAGUCAACUGUCAGUGGUAUUAUAACAAAGUGGAAGCGAUUGGGAAUGACAGGAACUCAGCCACGAAGUGGUAGGCCACGUAAAAUGACAGAGCGGGGUCAGCGGAUGCUGAGGCGCAUAGUGCACAGAGGUUGCCAACUUUCUGCAGAGUCAAUCGCUACAGACCUUCAUGUGGCCUUCAGAUUAGCUCAAGAACAGUGCGUAGAGAGCUUCAUGGAAUGGGUUUCCAUGGCCAAGCAGCUGCAUCCAAGCCAUACAUUACCAAGUGCAAUGCAAACGUCGGAUGCAGUGGUGUAAAGCACGCUGCCACUGGACUCUAGAGCAGUGGCGACGCGUGCUCUGGAGUGACGAAUCACGCUUCUCCAUCUGGCAAUCUGAUGGACGAGUCUGGGUUUGGCGGUUGCCAGGAGAACGGUACUUGUCUGACUGCAUUGUGCCAACUGUGAAGUUUGGUGGAGGGGGGAUUAUGGUGUGGGGUUGUUUUUCAGGAGCUGGGCUUGGCCCCUUAGUUCCAGUGAAAGGAACUCUGAAUGCUUCAGCAUACCAAGAGAUUUUGGACAAUUCCAUGCUCCCAACUUUGUGGGAACAGUUUGGGGAUGGCCCCUUCCUGUUCCAACAUGACUGCGCACCAGUGCACAAAGCAAGGUCCAUAAAGACAUGGAUGAGCGAGUUUGGUGUGGAAGAACUUGACUGGCCUGCACAGAGUCCUGACCUCAACCCGAUAGAGCACCUUUGGGAUGAAUUAGAGCGAAGACUGCAAGCCAGGCCUUCUCGUCCAACAUCAGUGUCUGACCUCACAAAUGCGCUUCUGGAAGAAUGGUCAAAAAUUCCCAUAAACACACUCCUAAACCUUGUGGAAAGUCUUCCCAGAAGAGUUGAAGCUGUUAUAGCUGCAAAGGGUGGGCCGACAUCAUAUUAAACCCUAUGGAUUAAGAAUGGGAUGUCAUUUAAAUUCAUAUGCGUCUAAAGGCAGAUGAGCGAAUACUUUUGGCAAUAUAGUGUAUAUUAUCACAUAACACAGGGUCUUUAUGCGGCCCUAAGCAGAAUUUGAUUUGGGGGCCCCUUGGCGCCACCAAAUACAAUUGUCUGUUGUCAAUGCUUGAUUAUUCGCACACUAUAAAUCUAACACACCCAUUAUCAAUUUUAUUAGUUGUAGCUGUGUUGCUUACAUUAUACCAAUGUCUGCCUGGCAUGUUUUUACCAUUUUUAAUUGUAACAAUAGCAAACCCACAAGAGUGGUCAGAUGUUAAUUUGCACUUUAAUAUUCAAAGUCUUACAGUACUAAGUGGCAUACUUAAUGUGGUGUACUGAAAAGUAGCAAAAUAAACUAGCAGACAAUGCAUUUACUGUAAACAAGUUAACCACUUUAAUUGCUUUUGGUUAAAAAAAAAAAAAUGUGCAAUGUUCAAAAGUGCAGAACAAUCAACUACAAAUAAAAUAAAAUAAACAGUAUUACAUUAAUAAUUAUAAUUAGAAAUAUUAAUCUCAUGAUAUUCUACGGUAAACUGAGCAAAUACAAAGGCUGCUGUGCUAUUAACUUAACUGCCACAUCCGCUGAGGUUGAAACAGACAUGGAAGGAACAGUAGGAUCAGUGGAUGCAGGUGCUGGUAAGUGCUCCUCGCCAGCAGAGGAUGGACCUGAUGAAAGAUGAAAAUAAUAAUAAUAAUAAUAAUAAUAAUAAUAAAAGAUAGCCAUGUUAGAUGUCAUAUUAGAAGGUAAUGCAACUAUCUGUCAAAAACAAAAAAAGAUCUCACAAAAGGCAUGGUUUAUCCAUAUAAAUAUAUUGAUCUGGGAUUGUUAAAAUCUCUCCUGCUGGCACUUGGGGCAGGUGGCGUUGGUUGUGCCCCACCAACAAAAUAUUUCAACAGUGCUCCUAGGGAAGUUUCAUAAGAGUACAUAAUUGACAGAACAGAAUGUUAUUUUAACAACAUAAAUUAUUAUACACAGCAGCAAGCCAUCUGUACACCUAAAACAACAACUCUUAAUCUAUAACUAGCUAACUGAAGCAUAAUGAUACUGGAAUAUAAUAGCAAAGACCCCAAACUGGUAAGCUGUUAUCAGUACCAAGUUUAUGGAACAGAAGCUUAAUUUUACCACAAAAAUAUAUACCCAGGAACAAGUUAUUUUUACACAGAAGACAAAAACUUUAAUCUAAAACUAGCUAAGUAAUAUGUUGUAUUAUAAUAUAUUAAGAUGACAAGGCUAUUUACGGAUGUUUAAUCAAACGUGAACUUUCCUAAAACAAGAAGAUAUGCUACUUAGGCUAUGUUAACUAACUAGCCAGCUAACGUUGGCUCGCGACAUAGCCUAGCUACUUAACAUACCUUUAUCUUGCUGGGGG
This is a messenger RNA of Myxocyprinus asiaticus (Chinese sucker), 3861 nucleotides long. It is a transcript of the gene lamtor5, whose product is annotated as late endosomal/lysosomal adaptor, MAPK and MTOR activator 5. Lineage: Eukaryota; Metazoa; Chordata; Actinopteri; Cypriniformes; Catostomidae. The record is from RefSeq and is a predicted model, not a curated record. Gene Ontology annotation, biological process: cellular response to amino acid stimulus; positive regulation of TORC1 signaling. Bases 127 to 402 code for a protein of 91 amino acids. Gene Ontology annotation, cellular component: Ragulator complex; lysosome; cytoplasm. Gene Ontology annotation, molecular function: guanyl-nucleotide exchange factor activity. The transcript has 4 exons.